AUGAGUGGUACUUCCCAGACAAACUCAAGAGGCCUACUCGACAGGCGAGUGCGGGAGAGACGGCCGCUAUCCCCCUGCCACAACUGGAUAUCCGUGUGGAGAAGGGCUCUUGUCCCGGUCCACCAGCCUAUGAUGAGCACUCACUUCUGGGACAAUCGUACGAGCAACUCUGAACAAGCGGCCCCAGGAGGCAAAGCCAAGAUGACCGACGGCAGCGCCGUGAACCCGCCGCAACAGUCCGCGAAUGAAUGGGCUGGGCCUUCCAGGCCAAAUUUGAAGCAGUAUGUCGGAAAUUUUGGGAGGGACUGGAGAGGAGGAGCCCACCUCCAGCCCCGAAACCAGCUACGAAAGCUGAAUGGCUACGCACACCUCCACACUUGCGGCCGAAGCAUCUGA
Molecule: messenger RNA, 396 nt
Organism: Pelobates cultripes (western spadefoot toad)
Lineage: Eukaryota; Metazoa; Chordata; Amphibia; Anura; Pelobatidae
Source: the annotation of a GenBank genome assembly